AUGGUUGACUCAGGCGCAUUGAAAGCUGCGGUCACACUACGUAAACCUGAGGAGAUAACUCGUCGGCAGCAUGCACAGCAAGAUGAAAGUACCUGGUUGGCACGGAGGAGUGUGAACGGCGGCAAUGUGAUCAUGAGCGGCGUUAGUUUCAGAGACAUGCUUCGCCACUUGAGAAGACGGGGGUUUUCAGGGAGGGUCGACUCGGGCGCCAUUGAGGGACGAGUGCGUACGGUUCGGAAGAGGGCCUUGAAGGGCCGGCCUGAACGCAUCCUGUACACUUCUAUCAACCUUCCCGACGCGCUCUUAACUUUCUCCCGCCGCCCACACCUCGGCGCCCGUAAAGCCAUCCUCACCAGGCCCACCCAAACAAGCUUCCAAGCAGACGACCUCACCCGCCGCACCCACGAGGCGAAUGUCUGUAAAGAAGGCUGGCACGCAGGUGGAUAUAAACUCAGCCCAUCAGGUCUUCCGCUGCGAUAA
Molecule: messenger RNA, 480 nt
Organism: Laccaria bicolor S238N-H82
Lineage: Eukaryota; Fungi; Basidiomycota; Agaricomycetes; Agaricales; Hydnangiaceae
Exons: 5
Coding region: 1-480 (159 amino acids)
Source: RefSeq, a predicted model, not a curated record